AUGGAUGCGAUACGGCUCUCGCCACUCGCUGGGCUGUUAAUACUUGCUAUGGGGAUAACUGGUGUUGAUUCCGUGCCGAUUCCUGCCGUGCAAGCCGCUUCUGGUUCGGAUGCAUUCUCUCUUGUUAGCGGCAUGGCGCUAGGGUUUGUCUUCGUUCUAGGAGUGGCAUUUGGUGCAUGGAUAUUCAAGCGGUUAGUCCAAGCUGGAAUCUCUCUUUCAAAUAGCAUUCCUGGUGCUUAUGAUGAUGAACAGCUCGAGAUUGAGGAAGAUGCUCGCGCGCUUGCUGAGUUGAGUCCUAACGAACAAGAGCUGUAUUUCCAGGGGAAAGAUUUCCAGCGGCUGAAUCCGACGGACACCCAGGAACUCUCACUUUCUCAUUUACUCUUGAUUCAAGAGAAGGGUGUUUCUGCUUGGGAAUUCAAGCCUAAUUUGGCUGUCGUUGAUGAUGUGAAGGUGGACGCUAAGACGGAAAUAAACUUUCUUAGUUCAGGCUCCGAGCUAUCUGUUCAAUCAAACUUGCCAGUGCCCAAGGCCAAUGAGGUUUACUAUUUUGAAGCCAAGAUAUACGACGUGGCAGACCCGGAGUCAACGGUGAUCUCUAUUGGACUGGCCACCUACCCAUACCCAUACUUUCGCUUGCCUGGUCGCCAGCGGCAAUCGCUCGCAUACGAUUCAAACGGCGAUCGAAGAUAUAAUCAAUCUUUUUCCCUUGACGAGUCUUCCGGUCUGGGGAUAUUCCCUAAGGUGGAAAGGGGAGAUGUGAUCGGAGUCGGGUAUAGGUCACGGUCAGGAACAGUGUUUUUCACACGCAAUGGAAAGAAGCUGAGUGAAGGCGGAUGCGGCGGCCAUGUCAAAAACUGGCAUCCAAAAUUGUGGCCCACGAUUGGUGCGAACAACAGAUGUGCGGUUCAUGUGAACUUUGGCCAGGCGGGCUAUGUGUUCAUCGAGGGUAACGUUAAGAAGUGGGGUUUUGCGCCUUUGGAAGGUAACGGUCCACCACCACCAGAGUAUCAGGCCUUCUCGCAAGAUGUGAUGCUGGAUAGUUCUGAUGUGGAUCCUCAGGAUCUCAUGGAACGCGACGGAGACUUUCCUCCCAACUUUUGGGAUGUGGCAGACUUUACAGAGGUGGAAGACAACGAGGAUAUUACCUUGAGGUCGAUUGAGCAGGCCAGUAUGCGCAGUGCUGGGCUAGAGGACGCACCUUUGGAUCCACCGAACUACUCUGACGGGGAUGGAUCCGAGGAAGAUCAUUGA
Kuraishia capsulata CBS 1993 is the source of this 1254-nucleotide messenger RNA. RefSeq lists its product as uncharacterized. The record is from RefSeq and is a predicted model, not a curated record. Gene Ontology annotation, molecular function: protein binding. NCBI's taxonomy places the organism in Eukaryota, Fungi, Ascomycota, Pichiomycetes, Pichiales, Pichiaceae. Bases 1 to 1254 code for a protein of 417 amino acids. The transcript has a single exon.